GUGCGCAAUGUGCACUGUCACCACGGAGCGGUUGUUGUGUACCACCGAGGAGAAGUUGUGUUCCACAGCCCGUCUGUCAAGCCGCUUCGCUGGGGCGAACUCUGCAUGAAGAAAACUUUCAUUUCAAAUUGUUUGAUGAAAACGUCCAGGAGUUUGGUUUGUGUCCAGGAGUUUGUAAAACAUUAACGACAUUCAAACGUGUCACCAUUCAAAUGACAGGAUGGAUGCUUCAGUUUAUUUGAAAUGUAUAUUGGUGGUCCGCUGCGCCAUCUCCACGGUGUGGUGUGGCCAGAUGUGUGACGUGGUGAGUGAGAUCGAGCUGGAGAGAGAGCACUGUGACAACAAAACCUCUGGGAACGUCACGGCAGGUUGUCAAGGGAUGUGGGAUAUCAUCGCUUGUUGGCCGUCUGCCAGUGUGGGAGAGGUCAUCACCAUCAAGUGUCCGAAGUACUUCAGUUACUUCUCUGACCAUAUAGUCAAACACAAAGGUAACCUGUCCAAGACAUGUACCUCAGAGGGUUGGACUGAACUGCAGCCACUGGACAUCGCCCUGAACUGUGGUUAUAACUCCAACAACACUGGAGAUGACGGGAACUUCUUCUGGCAGGUGAAAAUUGGUUAUACUGUUGGACACAGCAUCUCCCUGAUCUCCCUCAUCACAUCGAUAGUCAUACUGAGUAUAUUCAGGAAACUCCACUGCACUAGGAACUACAUCCACAUGCACCUGUUUGUGUCAUUCAUCUUGAAGGCCAUCGCUGUGUUUACGAAGGAUGUGGUUCUGUACCAGGUCGGAGAGGUUGACAACUGCUCCCCAGGAUCCGUUGGCUGCAAGGCGGUGAUGGUCUUCUUCCAGUACUGUAUAAUGGCCAGCUUCUUCUGGCUGCUGGUGGAAGGCCUGUAUCUCCGCGCCCUUUUGGCCGUUUCCUUCUUCUCUGAGAGAAAGUACUUCUGGUACUACAUUCUGAUUGGCUGGGGAGGGCCAACCAUCUUCAUCACAGCUUGGGGUGUGGCGAAGGCCUACUAUAAUGACGUGGGGUAA
Messenger RNA from Oncorhynchus keta (chum salmon), 1039 nucleotides. It is a transcript of the gene vipr1b, whose product is annotated as vasoactive intestinal peptide receptor 1b. The record is from RefSeq and is a predicted model, not a curated record. The coding region runs from base 221 to 1039 and encodes 272 amino acids. Gene Ontology annotation, biological process: adenylate cyclase-modulating G protein-coupled receptor signaling pathway; cell surface receptor signaling pathway. Gene Ontology annotation, cellular component: plasma membrane. Lineage: Eukaryota; Metazoa; Chordata; Actinopteri; Salmoniformes; Salmonidae. Gene Ontology annotation, molecular function: vasoactive intestinal polypeptide receptor activity; peptide hormone binding; G protein-coupled peptide receptor activity. The transcript has 8 exons.